UUGUUUUACACUGUAGUCGCUCAUCACUAGAGGUAUCUAAGAAGUGGGGCAUGCUUGCACUUGUAAAUCAUUUAUUCAAGAUCUAUUUCAAGAUCAAUAAACUUCACUUGUGUAAGCCUCUUAUCAGAGCGAUAGACAGUGCACCCAUAAAAGACCAGUUUAAACUGGCUCAUCUGGUCACAUACAGAUACUUUGUUGGAAGGAAAGCAAUGUUUGAUAGUGAUUUCAAAGCUGCCGAUGAUUAUCUAUCAUUUGCAUUUGAACGCUGCAGCGUAUCUUGCAGUAAGAACAAAAGGGCAAUCCUGAUUUAUCUCAUACCAGUGAAAAUGCUUCUGGGCUACAUACCAAAAGAGGACUUGCUUCAUAAGUACAACCUGAACCAGUUUGUUGAUGUCGUUAAAUCUGUUAGGAUGGGAAAUCUUGCACUUUUAAACGAGACAUUAGAAAGACAACAGUCAGAAAUUAUGUACGAGGAAAUAUAUGGCUGUCAGAUUAGAGAAUUACGAUAUAGAUCCCGUGAUCCGACUGAGGUGAUUAUGUUUGUACGUUUUCACAGGGCUCUUCUUCUGAAAACUCAUCAGUUAUCUUUGGACGCGUUCGUUGUGGCCCUCAGAGCAAUGCAGGUUGAAGACAUCGACGUUACUGAGGUUGAGUGCAUCGUAGCAAACCUGAUAUACAUGGGUUAUAUUAAAGGCUACAUAUCUCACCAACACCAGAAACUGGUGGUCAGCAAACAGAAUCCAUUCCCAGCCUUAACUAGCUUCCUGUAGGUAGCCAGAACCUACGUUAGACCAGCGUCAAGUAAACUUGAUAUCCAACAUGCAUUCAAUCGCCUGGACAUUUCUCCAUUGCUGAAUCAUCCGGCGGAACAGGAUUAUGCUGGCACACAUUUGUUGAAGUACAUCAAAGCGCUAAAUGUUUUUCAGCUGAGCGUCAUUCACGGAAACUUUCAGAACAAAAGAUUUAGAAGGCGUGCAUGUUUAACGUGCCACCACUGUUAACAGUGCCAUUCUAGCAAAUGUGACCAAUCGUGUUGUAGGAAACGAGUAAUGACGGAAACUCCUUCCCUGUUCACAUUGUGUACAUACGUACUUCUUAAUAUUACCUUCGCAAUUUUCUCAUGCCUCUCGAUAUGUGUUUAUUUCUGCAGCAUACUUGUCUCAUUUCCUAAUUAACCCUUGACUUUAGGACACUUGUUCUAAUUUUGUGACAAAGUUGCACCUUGGUGAUGAGGCCACGAGGGCUAAAACAAACUCUAAAAUAAAUAUGUUAAAUUUUUGCCUUC
Messenger RNA from Stylophora pistillata, 1285 nucleotides. Its product is annotated as PCI domain-containing protein 2. The record is from RefSeq and is a predicted model, not a curated record. Gene Ontology annotation, biological process: post-transcriptional tethering of RNA polymerase II gene DNA at nuclear periphery; transcription elongation by RNA polymerase II; poly(A)+ mRNA export from nucleus. Gene Ontology annotation, molecular function: double-stranded DNA binding; RNA binding. Gene Ontology annotation, cellular component: transcription export complex 2. NCBI's taxonomy places the organism in Eukaryota, Metazoa, Cnidaria, Anthozoa, Scleractinia, Pocilloporidae.